UCUUCUAACAUCAUCCAACAGCUCCCUCUGGCGGCCAUGUUUCUAGUCAUUCGUAACCAACGAGAGACGGACACGAGGACCCAGAGGAAUGCUGCUGCUGUGGGUAGUCAACAUGGCGGACCAAAACAAGACAGACACCGAGGGGAAGUUAUUCAGUGAAAUUUUAAGUCCAUCUGAGCUGUUUGCAGCCCGGUCCAGGAGUCACAAGAUCCCAGUCAGAGGACAGAAGGACUUCUUCCCCAAUGAUUCAGAUGAGCAAAGGCAGCGGCUUGAGCAGAGUCUGAAUGAACACUGGAGCCUCAUAUCAGAGGAGCGAGUGGAGAGGCUAGGAAACCUCGUGAAGGCCAUAUGGAUUCCAAGUGACCAGAUUGUGGAGCUUCAGUCUCCUGCUGGAAAGUUCUGGCAGACGAUGGGCUUUUCUGAAAAUGGCAAACAGUAUCUCCUUCCUGAAGAGGCCCUCUACCUGAUGGAGUGUGGGAACGUGCAGGUGUUUUAUAGGGACCUGCCGCUUUCCAUUCAGGAUGGAUAUGAGAGAUUUCUGUCCUCAGCCACAGUGAGCCUCCAGCAAUAUCAGGUGUUUGGGCAUUUGAAGAGACUUGGCUAUGUGGUGCACAGAUUUGAUCCCAGUUCUGAGCCUUCGUCCUAUGCGAGGCAGCUGAACCUGCCUCAGUCACGAGACAGAGCAGGGAGACAACUGAAGAGGAAACGCAGCCCCAGCCCCACAGCAACGUGCAGUUAUACUGAAGCUCCAGUGGAACCCACCGUUGAGAAAAUGGAAGAGGAUAAAUGCAGCCUUGAAGGUGAUCAUGUUAAAAAACUGGCAGCCUCUCCAGACAUCCAGACUGCCACCACAAGUGGAUCAGAUGAAGGCAGGAGCUGGUGGACGACGGAUGACCUUGGGGCCUCAGACAAAGAAUUACAUCACAGCCCCACCUCUAGGUCCUCACGCUGGGACUUCAGCUCCAUCCCAUUCCCUGACGUGGGCUCCAGUGAGCGCCACCCCAGCUGCCUGGCCCCUCCAGAACCCUCCCUGCUGCCAGGGGAUUUGACUGUGGGAGUCUGUGACAUUGCCUCCUGGAGGAGGAAAAUAAACCUGCGGAUGGUGAAAAUGUCCUCAAAGGAGCAGAAGAGGGAAGAGGACAAGCGCAGGCGGCGGUGGGAUGUCAACAAAGACAGAGAGGUUCGACGGUGCAGAAACUGGGCGGAGUAUCAUGAGCUCCUGGCGAGGCGGCAGAGGAAGCGUAAAGGCCGACCAGCACACUUGUGGAACAGGGAAGUUACUCCAUUACAUGACCCAAGACAACCAAUCCCCACUGGUGAGCUGUUGGACAAAAUCAGUGUGAUUAAAUCUACACAUCUGCUCGAGGGAGCAUCCAGGUUAAAAGGUUCAGAGGAGUGGAGGAUUUGUUUCAAUGUUUACCAGCCCGAUACGGUGGCUGACUUCAAGAAGAGCAACCCGGGGAAACCAUACUCCCGCAUGUGUGUGUGCAGCUUCGAUGGUCCUGUACCUGACCUGAGAGUUAUCAAGCUGCUGGCCUUCCAGAGCGGAGACAUCCCAGUGGUCUUCGCUGUGGUGGACCACGGAGACAUAUCCUUCUACACCUUCAAAGACUUCCAGCUGCCCACUGAUGUGUUCCCCUGAGACUCCAUUUGUCCAGGAAUUUUCUAUGAAUGUGCAUCUGAUGGGCUGGCUGCAUAUGUACAAAUGCUUUUCUAUGUGCCUGACCAUUGAUUCACAAUGAAAGGGAAGGUUUAGUGCCCACGUUGUUUUUGGAAAAAGUGGAUUUAUCAGUUUCCUUUUUGCAUAUUUCUUCUUUUCUCUGUGGGACUAAUAGAUCAUCAUUAUUAUCAUCAGCAUCAUUAUUUUCUGCCAGGAAUGAUGAUUGAAGACUUUAUAUAUCCUUGUGGGAAAUAAAUUAUUGCUACAGAAGCCAAAAUUACAGUCAAAUAUGCAAGAAAAAAACACCAGAAACACCAGCUGUUGACAUACACACGUGGACAAAAUUGUUGGUACCCCUCAGUUAAAGAAGGAAAAACCCACAAUUCUCACUGAAAUCACUUGAAACUCACAAAAGUAACAAUAAAUAAAAAUUUAUUGAAAAUUAAAUAAUCAAAAACAGCCAUUACUUUUGAAUUGUUGAUUAACAUAAUUAUUUAAAAAAAACAAACUAAUGAAACAGGCCUGGACAAAAAUGAUGGUACCUCUAUAAAAGAUUGAAAACUAUUUGACCAGAGUGACAUGAUUAACUCAGGUGUGUCAUUUAAUUGACAUCACAGGUGUUUCCAAACUCAUAAUCAGUCAGUCUGCCUAUUUAAAGGGAGACAAGUAGUCACCCUGCUGUUUGGUGAAAAGGUGUGUACCACACUGAACAUGGACAACAGAAAGCGAAGGAGAGAAUUGUCCCAGGACAUCUGAAAAAAAAUUAUAGACAAACAUCUUAAAGGUAAAGGCUAUAAGACCAUCUCUAAACAGCUUGAAGUUCCCGUAACAACAGUGGCUCAUAUUAUUCAGAAGUUCAAGACCCACGGGACAGUAGCCAACCUCCCUGGACGUGGCCGCAAGAGGAAAAUUGAUGACAAAUUGAAGAGACGGAUCAUUCGAAUUGUAUCCAAAGAGCCCAGAGCAACCUCCAAAGAAAUUAAAGGUGAACUCCAAGGCCAAGGUACAUCAGUGUCAGAUCGCACCAUUCGUCGUUGUUUGAGCCAAAGUGGACUUCAUGGGAGACGACCAAGGAGGACACCACUGCUGAAAAAAACUCAUAAAAAAGCGAGACUGGAAUUUGCAAAAAUGCAUGUUGACAAGCCACAAAGCUUCUGGGAGAAUGUCCUUUGGACAGAUGAGACCAAACUGGAGCUUUUUGGUAAGGCACAUCAACUCUAUGUUCAUAGACUCAAAAACCAAGCAUACGAAGAAAAGAACACUGUCCCUACGGUGAAACAUGGAGGAGGCUCAGUAAUGUUUUGGGGCUGCUUUGCUGCAUCUGGCACAGGGUGUCUUGAAAGUGUGCAAGGUACGAUGAAAUCUGAAGACUAUCAAGGCAUUCUGGAGAGAAAUGUGCUGCCUAGUGUCAGAAAGCUUGGUCUCAGUCGCAGGUCAUGGGUCUUCCAACAGGACAACGAUCCAAAACACACAGCCAAAAACACCCAAGAAUGGCUGAGAGAAAAGCGUUGGACUAUUCUAAAGUGGCCUUCUAUGAGCCCAGAUCUGAAUCCCAUUGAACAUAUGUGGAAGGAGCUGAAACAUGCUAUUUGGAGAAGACACCCAUCAAACCUGAGACAACUGGAGCUGUUUGCUCAUGAGGAGUGGGCCAAAAUACCUGUUGACAGCUGCAGAACGCUCAUUGACAAAUACAGAAAUCGUUCAAUUGCAGUGAUUGCCUCAAAAGGUUGUGCAACAAAAUAUUAAGUUAUGGGUACCAUCAUUUUUGUCCAGCCCUAUUUCAUUAGUUUUUAAAAAAAAAUAAUUAUGUUAAUCAACAAUUCAAAAGUGAUUGCUGAUUUUGAUUAUUUAAUUUUCAAUAAAUUUUUAUUUAUUGUUACUUUUGUGAGUUUCAAGUGAUUUCAGUGAGAAUUGUGGGUUUUUCCUUCUUUAACUGAGGGGUACCAACAAUUUUGUCCACGUGUGUAGUUUUAUAAGGUUUUGUCUGCAAAAAUAUUUAAGAAAUUAAGCUUUGUGCAGAUUUAAUGAUACUGUGUGUUUUAUACUUUAUUUCUUCCAGCUGAGGUUUUAACAAUGUACUAGUAUCAAAAUAGCUGUUAAUUUCAGAACUCAAAUACUGAUAUCAUGUUAAUACUACACAUGAUAGUAUUGUAAGUCAUCCAGGACUAGUUUACGCUCCAGUUUAGGGACAAAAUACAGUACACUCAUUUCCAUCUCUUUACAUUUGUAUUUCGAGUUCAAUCUAUUUGCCAAAAAGAGAUCAAAAACACAAUAAACAACAUUAAAAAUGA
Molecule: messenger RNA, 3951 nt
Organism: Acanthochromis polyacanthus (spiny chromis)
Lineage: Eukaryota; Metazoa; Chordata; Actinopteri; Pomacentridae
Gene: tsen54
Product: TSEN54 tRNA splicing endonuclease subunit
Exons: 12
Coding region: 89-1642 (517 amino acids)
Biological process (GO): tRNA-type intron splice site recognition and cleavage
Cellular component (GO): tRNA-intron endonuclease complex
Source: RefSeq, a predicted model, not a curated record